CGGAGUCACACAGGAGCCUGCAGCAGGCCACAGCCCAAAUGGAUUAGGGCAUUCGCUGUUUUUGGCGGCUGACUCCGCAGUAACGGUCGGAACCAACCAACCAAACGAACCCCAGUACAGAGUAUGAAUAUUCCCGCGAAAUUUGCGGAGAGAUCGCUUCUUCUUACGUUUCGCUCUCCUCUCAGAGUUUUAGGUGUGGCCAAGUUUGGAUUUGUGCAAAUUUUGAAGCAGAACAGGAGAUUUAGAGUCAGUUUUCCCAAGAAAAUGGAGGCUGUUAUGGGAAGUGAAUUGGGGGUCGUUCGCCCUGCAACAGAUGCUCACGCGGAAGAAGCAAUUGAAGCUAUCAAGGCAGGGAAGGUCAUUGCCGUGCCCACUGAUACCCUCUAUGGAUUCGCUUGUGAUGCUUGUUCUUCAGAAGCAGUCAAUAGGAUAUAUGAGAUCAAAGGCCGCAAACAUACAAGCCCUCUUGCAAUUUGUGUUGGGGAUGUAUCGGACAUACAGCGCUUUGCUGUCACAGACCAUUUGCCUGACGGCUUGCUUGGUUCUCUCCUGCCAGGACCUGUAACUGUUGUGCUACGGCGAGGGGAGUUAAGCAUAAUUGAGAAGUCUCUGAACCCAGGCUUGGAUAGUAUAGGAGUCAGAGUGCCUGACUGUGACUUUAUCAGAGUCAUUGCCCGUGGUUCAGAAACUGCACUGGCCCUCACAAGCGCAAACUUGAGUGGGCAGCCUAGUAGUGUCUGCAUCAAAGAUUUUGAGAACCUGUGGGAACACUGUGCAUAUGUCUAUGAUGGUGGUGUGCUUCCCUCAGGCCGUGCAGGAUCAACAGUGGUGGACCUCUCCAGGUUAGGGAAGUACAAGAUCCUUAGACCGGGGAGUGCCAUGGAAGAGACUGUUGCAAUCCUGGAGCGGCACUCUCUAAUGCCUGAGGCAGCAGCUGCUUAAAAAGGUGAUUCAAAACCAUAUGUUGCCGUCCCUCAACAUUUUAAACAGAUUUUUUCACAUGGGUGGGAAUGAAUUCUGGUUGGGCAUGGGAGAAUCAGUUGCCAUUCCUCUUAACUCUUUUUAAGUAUUCUCUUCAGAUGUACUUUUUGAAUAACUUUUCCCACAAGAUAUAAUUCUGUAAUUGGACAAGUAAUUCAAAAAUGAUAUCUCUUAGACUGACAUGAUUUGCAUU
Messenger RNA from Vitis riparia (riverbank grape), 1174 nucleotides. RefSeq names its product yrdC domain-containing protein, mitochondrial. Gene Ontology annotation, cellular component: cytoplasm. Gene Ontology annotation, molecular function: nucleotidyltransferase activity; tRNA binding; double-stranded RNA binding. The record is from RefSeq and is a predicted model, not a curated record. Bases 124 to 942 code for a protein of 272 amino acids. Gene Ontology annotation, biological process: regulation of translational fidelity. NCBI's taxonomy places the organism in Eukaryota, Viridiplantae, Streptophyta, Magnoliopsida, Vitales, Vitaceae. The transcript has 5 exons.